AAUAGGGUUUUAAAAAACUAUUUUGUUUCUAUUCGUAACAUUGAAUAUAAUAAACGGUCAAAUUAAAAACACUUCGUUUGAAAAGAGAAAACAACUGAUUUUUGUCAAAUAGGUACAAUUUUUUUUUUUAAAAAAGACAUUAAAAUUAAAAAAAAAAAUUUUCAAAUAGUUUUCAAGGUCAAAGUGUGAAAUAAUAAGUAAAAGAAGGUUAAUAAAAUAGAUUGUAUUUGUGGAAAUGGUACCUUGAUGAAAUAAUAUGUUCUGUGGAAGAAUACAGAGACUUCAUGUCAAAUGAAGUGUGACACGACUUUUCGUGUUCUUGUGGAUGUCAUUGAAAUCCAAAACGUCAUAUGGCCUAAUCCAUCGGAGAAUGUGAAAUCCAAAUUACCUAAUCCACUUGUUGAAGUUGUUAUUGCAGAUCAGUGUCAUUCUACUAGCACACGAGAGGCUACAGCAAGUUGUACUUUUAAUCGAACAUUUUUGUUUCUCAAUAUUCAAGUGGCUGAAAAUUUACAAGCUAGUGUGUAUCAUAAAGGAUUUUUUGGGAAAAAAGAGCUGAUUGGAAGUUGCCGUAUUCAACUGUCAACAGUGCGGUCAACAAAUGAACACCGUAUUCUUCGAGCCUUUUAUACAUUGGUACACCCUGAGAAACCUUCCGAACCUCGUGGAUUUCUUCGUUUAUCCAUUCAUGUUUUAAAAGCUGGGGAAUUCGUGAGAUCAGUUGAGACGGGCACUUUAUCGAGUAUACUUAAAACGAGCACGCGAAGCUUAACUCAAGCUGUUCAAAAAGAAACAUCGCAACUCACAUUUGAUGUGUAUCAUUUUACAGUAUUUAUUCAUUUUGGUCAAGAUAUUUUAAAGAAACUUUUUUUAUUUAAUGAAUUGUUACCUUCUUCUUAUGUUCAAGUUGAUUUUAUGGGAACAAAAUUAAAAACGCCAGUGUGUCGUGAAACAUAUGAGCCCAAGUGGUCUAUAGGGUUACGUUUUCCUGCGACGGUUCCAUGCGCCAAUGAUACAGUAACUAUUGAAUUAUGGUCUGAUGGAACGACCAGUACACGCCAGAGCUUUAUUAAAUUAAGUUUUUUGCAUUUAUUGAAAUUAACGAAAUCAACAAGAUGGAUCAAUUUUUACACGGAGGACGAAAGUAUUCACAAUCCAAGUCGAGAAGAAAUGGUGAACCCUUUAACUAUGCUUGUAUCCUUGUUUGAAUUGGAUGACGAUCAAGUCAAUGCUAAUGAAAAAGCUGCCGAUUUAAAAUAUUUAGGCCGCGUUUUAAUCUCGACGUUAGUGGAAAAGAAAAAAUCAAGUUCAGUUGCGGUAACAGUACCAGGGUUAAAAAUUGUUUCACCUCUUGAUCAAAAAGUGAUCCUAUGGAUGGAUCUUUUUCUGUUGUGUGGUGUCCCAAAGCACGUGGAUAUUUCCAUAACUAUAGGGUUAGGCGACUGGGAAACCAGGGUGAAAAUGACAGAGCGUGUAGAUGACUGUUUACGUUUUAAUGAAGAACAAGGUCGAAUUGUUGAACAAGCGUUUUUUCUUCCUGCUAACCUUGAAAUGGCAAACGAUUUAAUUAUUCAAAUUUUUGGUCACCGUAAAAGAGGUUCAACAACCUUAUUAGCAAAAGAAAAUGCGUCUCAACGUCUUUUUCUUGGUUAUUCUCGAAUCCCUGUAAUCUCAUUAGUGAAACGGGAUAAUGUACCUUUUUGGAUCAAAUUUAUCAAUGUGGAGUCUGAAUGGAUUCGAAUGGCGAAGGUUUUGGAUACUAGCACGAAAAAAAAAACGUGUGGGUCGUUUUCAAUGUCACUUUUAGCAAGUGUUGUUUUACGAACCGCUGAAGAAAUGCAGAACAAAACAACGAGACCGUCAAGAUUACAGUGCAACAUUGAACGCUAUAUUUGUCAUAUAAUUUGUUAUCAAGUGGUGAAUUUGCCUGUAUUACCGAAUGCAUUUCCUGAUCCUUAUAUAGUGGUGUCUUUGGGAGGGGGUUCUGCGAAAACACAAACAAUUCUAUCCACUUUACAACCUGACUUUUAUGAAAUGCUUACUUUCUAUUUAAGUCUGCCUGAGCAUGUUAAAUUAUCUCGUGAGUUGUGGAUACAGGUUUUCUCGAAAAACUGUUUAUUAGGUGAGACGAGUAUUCCAGUGGAUUUUUUACUUAGUGACGCAGCACUUAAGCCUCAGUGGUAUCCACUGACAUGCCAACAGUUUGAAGACAAUCAAAGCCGGAUUCUUUGUAGUAUUCAUUUAACUUGCUUAACAAAUCAAACUUUGCAAUUCGUACAAGAGCUGCCUAAGACAAUACGUUGGUUUCCUAUUGAAUACCAGCCUUACGAUGUCAAAUUGUUUCUUAUUGGUUGCCGCCUUUUGCCUAACGCAGCACAUUAUCUAGGAGAAAAUAUACAAGUUCAAAUAGAAUUUGGUAGAGAUACUGAAAAUUUGAAUCGAAGAUUAUGGUACGGGUCGUGUGAAAAAAUCGUUCAAGAAUCGGGUGGCAAUGUCAAUUUCUUUUCCCAGUUUCAUGUGAAAUGUUUCCUUCCAACAUCGGAAUUAUUUCAAACAUUUAUUGAAUUUCAUGUUUCUUAUUUAAACAAUGAUGAAUGUUAUGAAAUCGGUAUUGCUUAUUUGCAUUUAACCCCUGAAAUGAAAAGAUUUUCUUCUAAACUUCGUGAACAAAUAAAAAGCGAAUUUGAAUAUUUUUCACCUUUCAUUGAAGAAAUCAUUCCUUGGAAAUUUCAACCUCAAACUUGUUCCAAUCCUUCGUUUUUAUCUCCCUGUGUGAAUUUAUCCAAAAUAUGGAAAACAUUGCCACACGAUUCGGAAUUUGAAAUUGUGCAAAAUGCAUGGUCAGCCGAAAAGAGUCGAGAUGAAACAUCCGUCCAUUGGCCUUCUUAUGAUUUGAAAGAUUUGAAAAAACGGGAGGCAAACUCGUAUAAGCUUUAUACAAGUGAUGUGGAUGUUUUUUGUAGUAGCGAUACACAAAAAUUAAGACAGACCAUACCAAACUCGAAAUAUCUUGAAUCGAUGAAACAUUUCGUUUGGUGUGACGCACCUGACAAGAUUGAUAAAACCGAUAACGAGCUGAAUUAUCCAGUGGAAUGGGAAUUACCCUUAGAUGAUCUUCCUUAUAAUAUUUUACCUAUAUUUUCACCUGAUGGCAUGAAUGCGGUAGUAGGAAAUCCGGGUGUUGUCGGGUUACUUAAACUUCAUUGUGCUGUUCUCACAGCAGAUGAAGAUACAACAAAUUAUGAGAAACAUGUUGAUAAGCUGCGUAAACAAUUAAGUACCGGACCUCUUAAAGUGAGAGUGCACGUGAAAAAUGCUACUGGUUUAUGCACAAGUGCAAACGAUGAAGGAGAAUGGUUUCUCGUCGUGAAAUAUGGUUAUGGGACGCCUAAAACAAACAAUAAAAUUAAUGAAAUCAAAGAUGUAUAUAAUACAAGAAAAGGAUUGGCUCCAGACUUUUAUCGUUCGUUCGAGUUAGAUGCGGAAUUCCCCCAAAAUGCAAUUUUAACUAUUGGUAUUUCAACAGUAAACACUUCAUGGUCUUCUUUUCAAAUUGUCGGUCAAACAUAUAUCGAUUUAGAAAAUCGAUUUUUUCAUCCAAAUUUUAAGUUUUUAACGACAAAUCAUGAGAAUCCAGUUCUAGUGGAAACAAGAUGUUUACGAGAUUUGACAAACAAUGAGACAGUAGGUCACAUUCGUUUAUGGGUGGAAAUCCUUACUGACGUGGAAGCAUGCGCAGCGCCAAUGAUACCUCUUAUGUUGACCCCUCAACAAGUCGUCCAAGUACGCGUCGUCAUUUGGACAUUGAAGGCUGCAGCAGAAGAAAAAUUUGAAACAGCGUCCUUAUAUAUUGCAGGAAUCAUGUUAGAUAACGCAACAAAUACGAUGAUUGUUCAUGAAACAGAUACCAAUUGGAAUUCAUCUGGUACAAGUGCCGCCUUUAAUUGGAGAUUUAUUUUUAACGUUUUAGUCCCGUCUGAUGCAGUUCAGUUAAAACUUCAAGUGUGGGGUAGAAAUUUAAUGACGACCCAUGACGCCUUAGCAGAAACGGUGUUAGAUAUGUCUCAUGACCUCUUAGCGUGCAAGGAAUGUAUGAAGCCUAUUCAAUUAAAACGAACUUGGGUUCAAAUGUAUCAUCCAGUGCACGCAUCCCAAUUCAUAGGACAUUUGGAUAUUGAAAUCUCCAUUGUACCUCACGACUAUGCUUUAGAGUACCCUGUAGGAAUGGGAAGAGAAUCACCUAACAAAGAUCCCUUUCUUCCUAAAGUGAAAGACAAUCGAAAUUAUCUAUCUUCCAGUCCACUUGGGCAAACGAUUUUCGGAACUUCCAAUAAAAUUGUUUAUGGAGCUCAAAUUUGUAGUUGGUUAACCGUAUUUGGAAUAUUUUUAUCGCUUUACUUAGUAUUUUCAAAAUUAUUUUUAUAAUGGACACACAGCAAACGAUACUUGGCCUUGAAACCUUUUGAAAUAAAAAAAAAUACCAUAGCAUCACACAAUACACAAGCCUACGUGUUACUUUAAAAAACCUUGCAUUGCUUUUCCUUGUUGUAUUCAGAAAUUAUGAUGCAGUGAUGCGUCGUCCUAUCGACAAAAAGUAUUCAAUGUACACUUUGUUUUUUUCUAAAAAAAA
This is a messenger RNA of Hylaeus volcanicus, 4630 nucleotides long. RefSeq lists its product as uncharacterized. Gene Ontology annotation, biological process: plasma membrane organization. NCBI's taxonomy places the organism in Eukaryota, Metazoa, Arthropoda, Insecta, Hymenoptera, Colletidae. The transcript is spliced from 34 exons. The record is from RefSeq and is a predicted model, not a curated record. Bases 292 to 4425 code for a protein of 1377 amino acids.